Molecule: messenger RNA, 984 nt
Organism: Tetrahymena thermophila SB210
Lineage: Eukaryota; Ciliophora; Oligohymenophorea; Hymenostomatida; Tetrahymenidae
Product: alpha/beta fold hydrolase
Exons: 1
Cellular component (GO): membrane
Molecular function (GO): lipase activity
Source: RefSeq, a predicted model, not a curated record
AUGAAUAUACACGACUACCAUCACAAUCCUACUCUCCGUUAUGAUUAUUGUAAAAAAAUUAUGAAAAUUUCUUAGAUUGAUAAUCCUACAGACUUAAAGUAAAUACCUGGAUUAGAAGAAGAAGGCUUCAAGGAAGUAGGGGCUGUGAAUUUUAUUGUUACUGAUAAUUAGUAUAAAAUAUGUGUGCACAGAGAACCUGCUCAAGGCGAUGUCAAAGCUGUCUUAAUUUUAAUGCAUGGAUAUAAUGGACACAUGAAAAGAGCUUAGCAUAUAGCUAAACAGCUAGCCUAAGAAGGGAUUGAAGUUAUCGGUUAUGACUAGAGAGGAUUUGGAAAAAGUGAAGGACCCAAAGGUUAUAUAGAGUCAUUAGAGUAAAUGAUUGAUGAUUUUGAAGAGUUUUAUAAGUAAAUUAUUGUUGAGCAUUACCAAUAUAAACAAAGAGGACUACCUAUAUUUAUGGGAGGUCUUAGUCUAGGCGGAAUGCUUUCUUAUAGAGUAGGCUUAAAAUACCCAGAUAGAUUUAAAGGAAUUGUAAUGAUGGCUCCUGCCAUUUAACCAUUUCCCCUUUAGUAUAAAUUUAUUUAUUAUCUUGCAGUGACUCUAGGAAAAAUAAUGCCUAAAGGUAAUUUUAUUAGCACUGGUGCUUGGAACUCUAAUAAAUACAAUGAAGCUGAAAUAAAUAUUAAAAAAGACCCUCUUUAAUAUACCUAAAAGCCUCCCUUCUCAUCUCUCUCUUCAGUCAUUAAAGGCUUAUAUAAUACAAACGAAACAUUUGAAUAGUUUACUUGCCCUUUCCUUUGCAUUAUGGGUGACCUUGAAAAAAUAGUAGAUCCUUUCCUAGGUUUUGAUUUAGAACAUAAAUCCCCCUCUUAAGAUAAAACUGUAAAGUAUUAUUAACAAGUAUGGCAUAAUAUAUGGCAAGAACCUGAAAUAUAUGAUAUUAAUAAAGAUGUUAUCUAAUGGAUUUAGCAAAGAAUUAAUUGA